AUGAACCAAACAAGCGAAGCGGACGAAACGCCCCCAAUGUCCCCGAUGGAAGAGCGCCAGAUAAAGCUACAACGCGAACUCGCAGAUAAGAUCACGGAAUGUUGCUCGACGGAUGAAUUGAAUGCGCUGCUUGCCCUCGGAGCACAAGCUGGAGGAGAAGUGACUCGCGGGUUAACUCCCCUACACUACGCAUGCCAUUCUAACAAUUUCUUGGCAGCUAAGGUGUUGCUGGAGACUGGAGCAAAGGUCGAUGCAAUGGAUGCCAUCGGCUGCUCCCCACUUCAUCUAUGCGCUGAACAUGGCUAUGAUCCACUUGUUAGACUGUUACUCCGAUACGUCGACACCAUCUCUACCUUUGAACAAAUCAUGGAAUUAGACGAAAAUGGACGAUACCCAAGCCGAGAUACGGUGGACGAACCAUUGAGGCAAGCCAUAAAGAAUGGUCAUCUCUCAAGCGCAGAGCUCCUGCUUCAAGCCGGCUUCAGCCCCAAUGCCAUCUAUUUUGAUGGGCCUGAGAUAACGCUACUCACAGCUAAUGACGAUUAUUAUGUCGAGUUCUUGGAGCUUUUGCUCCGAUUUGGCGCAAAUCCAAAUGCGCUCGACCGAAAGGGGAUGAGCCCAUUAAUGAUCGCCGCAAAGCGUGGUGAACGAGGUCAAAAAGCUAUUGAGGUUCUGGUGGCCAAUGGGGCUGACAUCAACUUGCGUGGCUCACCACGAGCCGAUUUCCGGACGGCCCUCCACUAUGCCGUGCUCUCCGGCUCAAAGUCAACCGUACGAUUGUUGAUCGAGAAAGGUGCUGAUGUCCAACUGCCAACCGACUACGAGAAGCCUUCGAUCCUUGAUAUUGCAGUUCUCAAGGACGAUCCUGCCCUUCUCCAGGAAGUCGUGGUCGCUGGUGCUGACCCGAAUCGAGUUUACACAUAUAUCGGCUCGGCUUUGCAUCUGGCUUGCUGUUCGAUUUUGAAGAAUCAGAAAGAGAUCUUGACCAUCCUUCUCGAGCAUGGUGCCGACCCAAAUCUGGAGCACAAAUUCGGAGAUGGCUCGGUUCUGAAGACACCUUUCGUUGAAUACUUCCGGAGUCGAGAUGUGGUUGAACGUGAAGUCAUCUCCCUUCUCCUGGGCUAUGGAGCCAAAGUAUAUCUGCGUACACCAACCACCCAUCAGGCUGGCCAACUGCGGAAUAUUUUGAGGCUAGGCGCCCAAGGACAGGGCGAUAUCGUGUAUGCAAUGCUGGACAUUGCCGAAGAGGACGUGGAUGUGAAAGCUGUUCUGCGGCUUCCCUUCUCGGACCCAGUGAAGCAGGCGAUUUUGGAAAUGAACAAGUCACCCCGUAGCCUUGAACACCUUUGCCGUAUCCGACUUCGUGAAAUGGGCCCACUACGACCUUCAAAAAUCGAAGCCCUCCCCCUGCCCAAUCACUUGAAAAAAUACGUCCUAGCUUCAGUA
Molecule: messenger RNA, 1446 nt
Organism: Mesorhabditis spiculigera
Lineage: Eukaryota; Metazoa; Nematoda; Chromadorea; Rhabditida; Rhabditidae
Source: the annotation of a GenBank genome assembly